ACUCCCAGGUUGGUGUCAGGAUCUGCGGGUUUGCUGGAAGUUGUUCUCCGGCUGGCUUUGGUUUGCCUGCGGUGACAGCGGCGUGGUCUCCGGAGGACCAUGUCUCUGGACUUCGGCAGCGUGGCACUGCAGACACAGAAUGAUGAAGACGAGUAUGACAAAGAAGACUAUGAACGGGAGAAAGAGGUACGUCAUUCAGAGAAAGGACCCAACUGCCCCACCUCAGCCCUGCACAGCUUUUUUAUUUGCUGGUCCAGAUUAUGUCACCUCGGUCACUUGGAAAGAAGUUAGAAUUCUUUAAAACAGAACCUGCACGGGGAGGCAACUUAGCAAGACGCUGUCACCAAAUAAAAAUUUUAUUUUUAUUUUUUCUUCUACUUUUUUGUUCUUUUUAUCCUUGAAAUAAAAUCGAUUUGGGGAAAAAAGUUUUUUAAAAAUGCUAGGGAUGUAGUGCAGUGCAGAGACCCUGGGUUCAGUUCCCAGUUUUGCAAAAGGAAACAGCAAAAAAUAAAUCAAUAAAACAAAACACCCCCCCCCCUUCUAAAAUUUGGUAUUUGGACUUUCCAAAGACAGACAAGGGGAAUGCUUGUUUUCCUGAAAAAGGAAUAACACAGCUUAGCAAUGCCAUGAGGUUUAACAUCGGUCCCAUGGCACGGUUCUUUAAGAACCUGGCGUUUAGAAGGCGACAGGGGCUCUGGAAGGGAGGACAGGCCCCAUGUUAGGUGCCUCCCACGUAACAUGGAGUGGGCGGAGUGCUGAGAGCCAGCAGUGGUCAUCUCGGUGGGGAAGCAGGUGCCGGGAGCCCCCACCCCGAGGAGGCAGAGGGCCCAGCCGUCAGGUGGGGCAGUGCUGGGUGCCUGGGACCGCAGGAGCCAGGGCAGGUGCGGGGUACGGCUGGCCCUCAAUUCCUGAGCAAUCUUCUGUAUCACAGCCCGGCUGUGGGGAAGCCAGGGGAGGGUUGUAAGCGGGGAAGUCAAAGAGGAAAGGAGCGAGGAGCUGACAGUGUUUUCCAAGUGGGCAGCAGAAACCUUUUCCCUGGUGACCGCCCGCCCAGGAAAGGGCGGUAACCUGCGGAAAUGAAAGGCACCUGAAAUGAGUCUGGCUUUAGUUAGAGUCCUCGGGGCCGAGUGAGGCUCCAUCUGACCUAUUCCUAAUACAUCAGGUCCUGUUAACAGUUUGGGUGAGCUGCAAAUGCUCACCAGGCGAAGGAGCAGGAGGAAAGGGCAGGAGGGCACUGCCUAAGGCUGCAGGAGGAGGAGACCCGGGUCCGAGCCUAGACACCUGCCAUCUGGGGGAGACGGGCGGAUUUCUCCUCCGCCCCCCAAGCCCUGGCUUGCCUGGGGACAUCUGCCCCUUCCUCCUGGCAGUGUUUGGCUUGGCAGCAGGUGGGCUGGCAGGGGGCAUCGGCCUCUCCUUCUCCAGCUGGCCAUGGUCCCCACUGCUCUCCGGGACACCUGUGAUUGCACUGCCUGCUUUGCUCUUGGGAAUUCUCUGACAGGUCCCCUGAGAGCACCUGAGUGUGUGACCCCAGCAGUGACAUCUGGAUUUCAGCAGGCCCCUCCCUGGUGCCGAGGAGGCAAGGACGGGAUGAGGGUUUCCUUAUUUUGAGAACCUGCAGCAGGAGAUUUUCACGGCUCUGAUGGCUGAUGGGGUCAUAGUCCCGGGGGUUCCAGUGGGUCAGGGUGACUGCUCCCUGGGACAGAAGACUUUCCUUGGGAAUGGCUUUGGGGAUGAGUAGGACAUUAACCCUUACCGCAAGCUUUGCUGCGUGGUGAAAAUUUCAAAGGGAUCUUAGUGGAGGAUGCAGUUAAUUCUUGGUAAUACAGAAAGUGGCCUCUGGUGUCACAUGCUCACAACGUCAUAGUCUGGGGUACAGAAUGUGGGUUCCUUGCGGGGAAGGACUCUGAAGAGUUGAUGUCCCUAAGGAUGAGUGUUUCCAGCCGACCAGAAGGAAAAGAUAGAUGCGUCAUGUGACUGCCACAAUGACUGUGGCUACAGCCCCAAGAAACUUCACAUUAAUAAGACAUUCCUCCUUAAAAUAAUUGCUGCAAGAGGAAAAGUGAGAUGAAGGGCAAGGAGCUUUUGGAUCUGCAGUAACAAAAACGGAAUUGUGGGGCUGGGGAUUUAGCUCAGCGGCAUAAGCACCUGCCUUGCAAGCAGGCAGUCGUGAGUUCGAUUCCCGGUACUGAUAAAAAUGAAAAAGACAAAAAAAAAAAAAUGCAGAAACGGAAUUGUUCUUAAAAAUUCAGCUGUGUGCGGCCUUUGUCACUGCAGGUUAAGCUAGUGAGGUGAGGGAUCAAACCUUCAGCUUGCUCGAUGGCCAGGAAGUGUGACAGCCAAAGAGUUGACAACUUUAAGAUAAUAAAGCACACAGCAAGCCUGACAGCACACGCCUGUGAUCCCAGCACUGGGGAUGGGCAGGAGGGUCACCUGGGCAAGUGACUACAGAUAUAGAGCCAUAAAUCAAUGGUUGGGUACACAGCUCAGUGUAAAGUUCCUGGAUUCAGUCCCCACUAUGUGAGACAGACAGACAGACAGACACACACACACACACACUCACACACUCAGGCAAGCUGGUCUUUUCAGGCCUGCCCAGCUGGGAGUUCAGGACCGCAGCUGGGUUGGAACCACUAGCAGUGGAAGAAGGCAUCUGGCUUUCUCUGCUCAGCGAACCACUUUGUGUACAGUGUUCUGUGGUGAGCUAAAAACCUUGCAGUCCGCCCUGCUAAAUAAAGGUUUGUGGGCGCUCUUUGCAAAGGCAGGAUGGUCCUGAUUUCUGUACCGUGGGAGUAGCUAGCUGCUAAUGUAACACAACUGGCCGAGCUGUGUUUAAUUUUGUUGCUUUGAUGCCGGUGGGAAUUUGAUCCACAUUUGCCCUUUAUUCAUUGAGAAAGAUGUUGGAUUCCAACCUCCACGCUACCCUAGUUAGCAAGUACGAUCUUGUUUCUGGCUAUACUGUUCUAUUUUGUCUGUUCUGCUUUUUGUCCCAUGUUGUUUGCCUUGAAGAUCAGAUGGAGAAAGCACAUUUAAUCUUGAGAAAAGGAUUCAUACAGCAACACACUCUUCAGGAGGCGUUUAGGCCAGUGGACUCUCAAGCCACAGACCACCAAGAACAGGCCCAUGUUUUGCAAACAACUUUAACGAUUUUGCAGGAAGGCAGGCACCGUGGUCAUUUCUAAGUUGCUGCAACUCUUAAAGGUACCGUGGUAAAAGUGUGGCCACCACUGACCAAGAAAGGCAAAACCCACAGCUUCACAAGCAUCCGUCACUGCAUCUUGCAGGCAGUCUAUACACAGACCAGGGUGACGCUGCAGGAAGUGGCAUUGUGUCAGGGUUCAUGUCACUUAGUCUCACAGGUCACACGUGCCUCCAGCUUACUGUGAUGCGUGUUCGUUUUGUGCUGAGCUGCUGGUGUUGCCCUUCUGGUUCUCAGUAGAACCCACCUGGAGAAUUUAACUGAACUUUUACUUAUAAAGCUGGCCCAGGAAAGAAAUCAAAAGCUCCCUUAUUAACCCAUUCCUAGUGUCAUAAUGCGACUUUGCAAAGAACACUGGCACUGAGUGGCAUCGUUCCUCACAGCAUCAUAGCUGGCUGUGACAGAUGUGUCGUCCUUUUUGUGAUAAGCAUGGUGGUUGUUACAAGCUUCUAAGUUAUGGGUAAAGCCACGGUUUAAUUAAGGUUGGUUGUCACUCAGGAGUAUCACAGGCAUCCUGCAGUGCCUCCAGAAGUAGCUCUGUGACUGUUGCUUGGUCCUGGGCAGUAAAGUGACCUGUGCGUGUCUGCAGGCACUAGGGACUCAGGGCAGAAAAACUUGGCCACCUGUGCUGUCCAGGUGCUGCUCGCUGGCACUGAUCUGCUGAGAAUGCUGGUGAGCAGAAAGGCAGGUGGUUAAGGAAGCAGGUGGCAGACAAGGCUGCCCCUGGCCCUGCCGCCCUGGCCCCUCAGGGCUCUGCUGCUGCCGUUGCUCUUGCCACUCCUCCAACAGAAGGGAACUGUUCCCCUGAGCGGGCCUGUGCCCCUGAGCCAGGGCUGCCACCCUGCACUGCUCCUCCCUUCCUGCCUUGCCUGAUGCCAUCUUGGGGACCUUUUGUCUCUUGUCCCACUAGAGGGUGCUGUAAAGCUGUGCUCACUGACCUUCCAUAUUAUUUGACUUAUUCAGUAGAACUUUUUUUUUCUCCAAGAAAAUUCAAGAAACAAAUGGUUGUGUCUUAACAUAUUUUUUCUUACGUUUAUCUGCAGCCAUUUCCAAUACAUUAUCUGGAUUGUUUCUCAUGAGUUUCCCCCAUUCUCUACAGGUCUUUUUUCAAGGACUGUCACUUUUACUUUUCUUCCCCCCUUUUUUUUUCUUUUCUGGCAUUCUGAAUAUAGCAUAAUUCAUAAACUAAAGAUGCAGCUGCCAGAUUAUUUUGGUCCUUUGACCAUCCCAAAUUGUGCUUUUUCAAGUAAGUUUUAAAUUUGGUUCUCUUGUUAAAAUAGGUUCUGCUUAGUGGGCACCCACGAGGGCAUUGUUUCAUAGUGUGUACUGGCAGGAUCUUCUCAGGAGUGUAGCCUCUUCUACAGGAAAGUGACUGUCGGCUACCCUAGCUGCUGCUUUUCUCUGGGGAGAUGUUUUGUGUGGUUUGUAAUAGGAGAAUACUUCUUUUCCUGCGUCUCAGAGAUUACAGGCUCCCACGACAGUCUGUCUGUUAAUUUAAGUUGAGAAUCCUAACAAGGGGCUCACCUGUCAUCUGAAAGAGUCCUUUCCAGGGACAGGGAUUUAUAGACUAUCUCAGAAGCUUUCCCAGUGGCACAUUCUCUUUUUUUCCCCUCAGGAAGGCAUUUCUUAAAUUAUUUAAUUUAGCUGGUACACACUACUGUCCCCCUGGAAAGCUUGCAGCCAAAAAAUAAUCUGUCGACUUUGAAACUUAUGAAUAGGCUUAAAUCUUGUCACUUACAAGGAUUAUCCUUUUUUCGUCCUUGAAUCUAUUAUAUGGAAGUUGGUGUGUCUUUAAUGAAGACCGUUUAUAGUUUACAAGAUUCUCUAUUUGGCAUCAUGCAUGCACAGCAUAGCAGUUUCAGCGCAGGGCAUAAUAACCAAGGGCAGCUUGUCCCUGUGCGGUUUUACUGGGAGGCUUUUUGUUCCUUUAGCUUUCCUCUGUCCUGAGGUUAGAGAUGUCAAGGGAUAAGGAAGCCCUGCCAAAGAUCUUGAUGGAAAUGUUUUCUGAAGGUGAACGAAAUUAUUUAAAAAUUGUGAUAUAGCUGUAAAACAUCUGGCUCAAAUAUCAGAGGGCUGGGAUUUGCUAAUUGUUACCUGUGGAUCCAGAGCAUUUUGGUAAUGCAUGAGCAUUAAUUAAUUUUAUGAAAUUUGUGAUAUCACAAAGAAAGCUGCAGUGAUCACUUCAGUAUUACGUAGGCUUUUCUGUCUGUGUGAGGGGGGAAAUGUACCGGUCAGCUGCCCGUCAAGCUUGCCCUGGAUUAUAGGCUGUGUACUUGAACCUCAUCAAAGGUUUAAGAGAAGAUUUUCUCUCUGUGUAGGAAUCCUUAUUCAAUUGCAGCAGCUGCUCACUGACCUUCCUCAUGACAUGCUGGACGACGAGCCCUCCUCUCCUGAGCUCCAGGACUCGGACUGCAGCGAGCACGGCCUGGAGGGACAUCUCCAUUCUUCUGAGCAGCUGGAGAUGAACUGGAAUAAGCCCCAGGUGCUGGCCAGGUCUUGCAGUGCAAAUGGCUGUCAUGAAAUUCAGGCUUGUGUUGGAAAGACAUGCGGCAAUGGCUGGGGAGAAAAUCACAGUGAAGCUGAGGAUGGACAUCCUGGGUCCCCUCUGGGAGAAGGUGGAGAUGAAGGCGGAAGUGGUUACAGCCCUCCAGACAGAUGUCAACAGACCAACGUGUAUCACCUGCCCGAGCACAUGAGGCCAUGCAUCAGUAGUCAGACACCGGAGUUCAGUAACCAGCCGACCAACGUCAUUAAAUUCUCAGCUCCUCCAAGGAACCAUUUUCAGCAAUUUGGUUCAACACAAGGUCCCAGUAGUCAAGCAUUGGAGCCAUAUAAAGUGAUAUAUAAACCAUAUCAACCUUCUGUCCAGAAUAGCCCGCCAGCCCAGGAGAUAGCAGAAAGUGACACAUUUGAAGACCUGCAACAACAAUUUUUAGGAGCUAAUGACAUUCUCUCUAAAGCAGAUUGUGCAGAGAAUGUGCAGAUUGUUCAACUUCGUGUUCUCAACAAAGCAAAAGAGAGACAACUGGACAAUCUGACUGAAAAGUUAAAUGAAAGUGAACGUCAAAUUCGAUAUCUGAACCACCAACUUCUGAUAAUCAAAGAUGAGAAAGAUGGUGUGACCCUUAGCCUUCGAGAAUCCCAGAAGCUUUUACAGAAUGGGAAAGAAAGGGAGAUACAGCUUGAAGCACAAAUAAAAGCACUGGAGACCCAAAUACAGGCUUUAAAAGUCAAUGAAGAAAAGAUGGUCAAGAAGUCCCGGACGACCGAGAUGGCUCUGGGGAGCUUGAAGCAGCAACUGUUGGACCUCCGUCACUCCGAGUCGCUGCAGCGAGCCAGGGAGCAGCAUGAGAGCAUCGUUGCAGGCCUCAAGGAGAAGUAUGAAGAGCAGGUGUCGUCCUUACAGGAGACUUUGGACGCUACAGUCGCCACCCUUAAGGAACAGGAAGAUUUUUGCUCUCGUUUAAAAGAUCACGUGAAGCAGCUGGAAAGGACCCUAGAAGCCACCAGGGUGGAGAAGACCGAGGUCAUCAGCAGGCUGUCGCGGAGCCUAGAGGAGACGCAGCAGCAGCUCGUCCACCUGCUGCAGUCAGGCUCUGUCCAGGAGGCGGCGCAGCUGCAGCUCCAGCUGCAGCAGGCACAGAAGGCGCAUGCACUGAGUGAAAGCAUGAACAGGGCCUUGCAGGCGGAAUUAACGGAACUGAAAGAUGAAAUUUCUCUCUAUGAAUCUGCUGCAAAGCUAGGAAUACUUCCGAGUGACUCUGAAGGAGAAUUAAACGUAGAACUCACCGAAUCAUGUGUGGAUUUGGGUAUUAAAAAAGUCAACUGGAAAAAACCCAAAGUUAACAGCCCUGUGCAGCAGGAGGACCUGGAUGAGGAAAUUUCCAAGGACGAGGUCAUCCUGAGGCUGAAGGCGGACGUACAGCGUUUGCUGGACAGCAACUCGGUGAAGCGUCACCUGGUGUCUCAGCUGCAGAGCGACCUCAGAACCUGUCACCAGAAAAUUGAGUCUCUCCAGCAAGCGAAGAAGGAUGACAGAACCCUGGAGGUUGAGUUGAAAAUCGAUACUGCAGGAAAACCCAUGACUCCAUUACAGCCUGGCUUGCCUCCUUCUGAUGUGAUCGUCCAAGAAGAUGUCCUGCAACUUAGAAGUGAAAUUCAGGUUUUGCAACAACAAAAUCAGGAACUUAAAGAAGCUGAAGAAAAGCUGAGAAACACAAAUCAGGAUUUAUGUAACCAAAUGAGGCAGAUGGUACAGGAUUUCGACCGUGAUAAGAAGGAAGUUGUAGACAGGUGUGAGAGGACCUACCACCAGCACCACGAGGCCAUGAAGGCCCAAAUCCGCGAGAGCCUGUUAGCGAAGCACACUGUGGAGAAGCAGCAGCUCUUUGAGGCUUACGAGGGCACCAACUUGAAACUGCGGUCUGACCUGGAUAAGACGAACAAGGAGCUGGUGGCCGUGCAAGAGUGUUACCUACAGGUGUGCAAGGAAAAGGACAAUCUAGAAGCAGCGCUCAGGAAGACCGUCAGCAAGGAGCAAGAGGCCCAGGAGCAGAAGAGACAGCUGUUGGAAGAAAAAGAAGAGCAUAUAAGCAGCCUUCAGUUGGAGCUUGAAGAAAAGUAUCAAGAAGCGCUUGCAGUGGAAAAAAACAAGUGGCAGAAAGAACAGGAAACUGACACUGAACGGCGGAUUGAGAAUGAAGUGAAGUUAGCCAAGGCGCGCUGGGACGCGGAGCAGAAGGAGAUCAAACGGAAACUAGUUCAGCAGCUGGAGAAGGUGUGGCAGGCGAAGCUGGAUGAGACCCUAAAGGCGGCGUCGAGAAACAAGACCUCAGACUGUGGCAGCCAGACUCAAUGCACAGCCACCCCGGGUGUCGUUUCCAAGGUGGCGGGGGCAGCGGCUGUGGGAGAGCAAAAGCUCCAGGUCCAGUGCAUCUCGGGGGGUGAGAAGCAAGCAAUUGACCCGGGGGCCCUCAAGAAACUCGAAAUGGACCUGGAACUCAAAUAUUGUGAGAAUAUCACCAAACAGGUAGAAACAGCUGUGCAAAAUGCUCGUCGUCGGUGGCUGGAGGAACUGCCAGAGCUUGCAGAGUACAAAGCACGCCUGAGAGCCGAGCGGAAGAAGUGGGAGGAGCAGCAGGAGGCCUCCGUGGCCAAGCGGCUCUCAGUUGCGGUGUCUGAAGCUAAAGAGAGAUGGAGGAGCGAGCUGGAAAACGCUAGGAAGAAUGCUGCGCCCAGGCCAGAGCUGGAAGAGAAGAUCCGCGCUCUGCAGAAGGAGCUGGAGCUGAAGAGCGAGGAGCUCCCCAUGGCGGUCAGAGCCGAGCUGGCCAAGGCGCGGAGUGAGUGGAACAAAGAGAAGCAGGAAGAAAUCCACAGACUGCAGGAGCAAAACGAGCAGGAUUACCGGCAGUUUUUAGACGAUCAUCGAAAUAAAAUUAACGAGGUGCUUGCGGCAGCCAAAGAAGACUUUUUGAGACAAAAAGCAGAACUGCUUUUGCAGAAGGAGACCGAGUUACAAGCCUGUCUAGACCAGAGCCGGAGGGAAUGGGCCAUGCAGGAAGCCGGGCGUCUCCAACUCGAAAUCCAUCAGUACGAGGAGGACAUCCUGAUGGCCCUUAGCCUCCUCCUAGGGGACACUCCGGAGGAGGACGCGGAUGGUUCCGAGGACAAGCAGCUUUUGGAAAUCAUGCUGGCUUGCUCUUCCAAGUGGGCGUCUACGCAGUAUUUUAAGAAACUAAAAGCCUGCAUAAGGAAAGCCCUGCAAGGCAUGCUUAGCUUACAUGCAGGAGAUGCCGGGCCAGAAUGGGAAAAGAGGAGCACGGCCCAGCCUUCCAUAGGCCCUGCCAGCAGAGGAGACCCCGGGGUCCCAGCGCCUCAGCCCAGACCCCCUGCAGGACCCGAUGCCCAGCCCUCAGCGUUGCUGGAAGCAGCCCCAGGAGCUGAUAAGAAAGAGGUCCCUGAAAUUAAGGAUCUGUGCUGUGGACAGUGCUCCCAAGAACUUGAAAAGUCAAAGCAAGAAUGCCAAGACUUGAAACGGAAACUGGAGAGGAGCUGCAGGCAUCUUCAGCAUUUGGAGAGGAAGCACAAAGCCGUGGUGGAAAAGAUUGGAGAAGAGAAUACUAAAGUUGUUGAAGAAUUAAUAGAAGAAAACAAUGACAUUAAGAAUAAAUUGGAAGAGCUGCGAACGUUGUGCAAAGUGCCACCAAGGUCACAGUCAGAGGGGGCCGCGGAAAGCGCUUGUCGGCCCAGCAACCAGCAGGCCUUGGAAGAGCUCCGUGGGCAGUACAUUAAAGCUGUCAAGAAGAUUAAGCGUGACAUGCUGCGAUACAUCCAGGAGAGCAAGCAGAGGGCCGCAGAGAUGGUCAAGGAAGAGGUGCUGCGGGAGCGCCAGGAGACGGCCCGCAGGAUGCGCAAGUACUACCUGAUCUGCCUGCAGCAGAUCCUGCAGGACGAUGGAAAGGGCGAAGGGGCCGAGAAAAAGAUCAUGCACACUGCUAGCAAACUGGCCACCAUGGCGAAGUUGUUGGAAACGCCAACUUCUCACCGGCUCCAGGGCAAAGCCACACAGCCAGCAGCACUGCCCCUGGCUUCGGAGAUGCUGGCUGAAGCUCAAGAAUCGACAAAUGAUGUGGCCCCAAGUGCCCUGAGCUGCCCUGGAAGUGACCAGGAGAACACAGCAGCCGGCCCCCGACAGGCUGUUACCAAGAGAGCUGCCUGUGACUUGCAGAAGCGCUGGGAGGAUCCCGAGCACACAGGCCUGAAGCAGGUGGGCUUCAAAGGGUCACCUUCAGACUUCCAGUUUGGGGACAGUCCUUGCAAGCACAAGGACAUUUCACCAAAGAGUAUUUCUCCCGAGUUCUCGCUGUGCAAAGGUGAAGGAGGCCUGGCUGUACCCGGGAGGAGAGAACUACGCAGCACCCCGGCCUGUGCCCCGUUUCUGCAGCCAGCAGCGCCCGCCCCGCACGGGAGCCUUGGCAGUCAGCCCUGCGCUGGACACAGGCCGGUGCUCACAGAGUCAGGGUGCAUGCUCGAGGAGGACGCCACUCGCCAGCCGAGUGGUUCUCGUGUCCAGGAAGUGCCAGUGAAGGAUGGCGGGCCCCUGGCGGACUCGCUGGGCUGGCUCUCGGACAGCGCCACGCCGUCCUGUCCUAGUCUCGAGGUGUCAUUUUUAUGCGAUCAGCCCCAAGGCACCCUGGAUGUGCCCAGUGAACCCAUGAAGUUUGAGCCCUUCUCAGCAGCGAGUGGCUUUUCCACCACAGAGGAAAGUGGUGCAGAUGAAGCCAGGCGUCCCCCGCCAGGAAGGCUACACAGGACUCGGGGACCCCCGUCUUCCCCAAGGGCUGCUCCGUGGGGGAAGUCGGGGUUCAGAACUCUGAGCAGUGCACUGCCUUCCCAGACGCUCAGCGCCCACCUGUCCAAUCAGCAGGACAGUGGCUUCGACAGCCCAUUCGUCCACCCGGACUAAGCAUGCACAAGGUGGAGGGAACCACCGUCCGUCCACGGGAAGCUGAAAGAGAAGGCUUCAGACCGGAGAAGCCGUGGGCUCUGCCUGCGUGGAGAUGUUUUAAUAACAGCUUUUAUUACGAGUAAAGUAUUCUCAUAAAACUCCUCGGGAUAUUUAUGUCGCCUUCAUCUUCCAAAGGCCGGAUGGCGAAUAUGUGACCUGCUGUUUUGUGGUGCUUGUAUUUGGUUGCUAAACCAUCUAUUUUUAUACUCCUGAGUUGGCUCAGUCUGCUGUGUUAUUUAAAUAAAAUUGCAUGUGAUCUACA
Molecule: messenger RNA, 10965 nt
Organism: Cavia porcellus (domestic guinea pig)
Lineage: Eukaryota; Metazoa; Chordata; Mammalia; Rodentia; Caviidae
Gene: Cep152
Product: centrosomal protein 152
Exons: 28
Coding region: 5562-10661 (1699 amino acids)
Biological process (GO): centriole replication
Cellular component (GO): centrosome
Source: RefSeq, a predicted model, not a curated record